AUGGGUUCCAAUCCAAGUAAACCGAAUUCAACCACUGAAACUGUUGUAAAAGCGGCUUUACCACCCGUUCGUCAAACUUUAACCUCGGCACGUCGGUCUUCUGUCCACAGUACAACCGGUGGUGGUGGAGGAACACGUCGCCCUUCGAUUCAACGAGAAAAGUCAGCUGUGCAGCAGGUUGUACGUCGACCAUCGACCGGCUUAAUUACAGCAACAACUAAUCGGCGAGCAUCUGUUAAUCCAACAACUCCUACCGUGAAAGAAGAACCAGCUACGACCCAGACCAAACAAACUAAAUCGUCAUUUUGCAACAUUAGUUAA
Didymodactylos carnosus is the source of this 321-nucleotide messenger RNA. The record is from the annotation of a GenBank genome assembly. Lineage: Eukaryota; Metazoa; Rotifera; Eurotatoria; Philodinida; Philodinidae.